CCAACAGCACAGCAGUUGCUAUUUUUCCUCUGUUUGCAAUUAUUUUGUCUCUUUAUCAUUGUUUUGUGUAUCUUAAACCCUUUUGGUAAUCCACCCAUGACACUGACACUAGCUUGCAUGAGGUUUUCACUUUGUUAAUAACUUAAAAUCGAGCCAGCUUGAUCAAACACAAUGUUAGAACAGGUAUGCCCCAGAUAAAGCACUGAAGAUCUGAAAAUUAGAUUGUAACACGUUUUGCACAGGAGGUCCUUGUCUGUGGCUUGCAGCUAGGUGGCGCUGGGCUAAAAGCUUCAUUCUGACCUAGAGACGUGAUUAAUUGACUCUGUCCAUCCCAGAGGAGGGAAACUAUCCUUCUGCGUGUCCCAGCACCGAGCAGCUCCGCGUCAGUAGCAGCGAGUCCGUGUGGAGGAAACAGCUAUGACAGAGAAGCUAGCAUGCACCGACAAUUAACGUGAAUGGCGCCUGUCAGAAGGAGAUUUUAUCAGCGUCUGCUGUUCUUUGUGGCUUUUCUCCCAGUCUCAGGUGUUUUAUGUUUCAGUGAGUUAUUUUUCAUCAAGGAGCCCCAUGAUGUCACUGUCAUGCGUAAAGAAGCCGUUAUUUUGGACUGUCAAGCACAUGGAGAAGCACCGAUCGACGUCAGGUGGCUCAAGAAUGGAGCGACAGUGGUGGAGAAUGAACGGGUGUACCUGCUCUCCAAUGGCUCCCUAUAUAUUUCAGAGGUGGAGAGCAGAAGAGGAGACAAAUCAGAUGAAGGGUUCUAUCAGUGCCUUGCUCAGAACAAAUAUGGAGCGAUCCUGAGCCAGAAAGCCCGUCUUACAAUCGCAAGUAUCUCGUCUUUUGCAAUCCAGCCGACAUCCAUAGUGGUGACUGAAGGCUCAGUCGCCAGGUUUUCCUGUAAAAUCAGUGCCCACCCUCCUCCCAUCAUCACUUGGGAGUUCAAUCGGGUCACAUUACCCCUCAUCACUGAAAGAAGCACCGUGCUGCCUAGUGGUGUUCUUCAGAUCUACGGGGUGCAGCGGUCAGAUGCUGGAAAUUACCGCUGCAUCGCCACUAACAUUGCCAGCCGCCGCCGUAGCACAGAGGCCACCCUCACUGUCACCCCGGCUCCAAGCCCCCAGCUUCCUGAGAGGCCGCGUAUCAUCGUCGGGCCACAAAACAUUUCAGUGUCGCCGCACCAGAGUGCCAUCCUGGAGUGCAUGGCCACAGGCAAUCCCCGACCCAUCAUCUCCUGGAGCCGAGCGGACAGCAAGUCUAUUGAUGUUUACAACACCAAGGUGCUGGGAAAUGGAAACCUCAUUAUCACAGACAUUAAGCCCAAGCAUGGAGGAGUCUAUAUGUGCAGAGCCACCACUCCUGGAACGCGAAACUAUACUGUCGCCUCAGCCAAUGUCACUGUGUUGGCACCACCCUCAUUCGUGGAGUGGCCAGAGAGCCUGACUCGCCCACGAGCCGGCACCGCCCGCUUUGUGUGUCAGGCUGACGGAGUUCCAGCACCUCGAAUCACCUGGCUCAAGAAUGGAGAGAAAGUGCACUCCAAUGGUCGAAUCAAGAUGUACAACAGCAAACUGGUGAUCAACCAGAUCAUCCCUGAGGAUGAUGCCAUCUAUCAGUGCCAGGCCGAGAACGAACAAGGAUCGGUCCUCUCCAUGGCGAGGCUCAUUGUGGUGAUGUCAGAGGACCGGCCGAGUGUUCCCAGGAAUAUUCGGGCUGAUACGGUGUCGAGCUCUGCCAUCCUUCUGGCCUGGGAGAAGCCUCUGUAUAACUCAGAUAAAGUUAUUGCUUACUCGGUGCACUACAUGAAGGCUGAAGGACUGAAUAAUGAGGAAUAUCAAAUUGUCAUUGGAAACGAUACGACUCGCUACAUUAUUGAUGACCUGGAGCCCGCUUGCAACUACACCUUCUACGUUGUGGCCUACAUGCCCAUGGGAGCCAGUCGCAUGUCAGACCACGUGUUCCAGAGUACACUUGAGGAUGUUCCCCUCCGCGCCCCCGAGCUCAGCCUCACCCCCCAGCCCCAGGUGUCUGGCCAGCCGCUCCCAGACAAGCUGAGUCGCGGCCGUGUCUCAGCCUACCGUUUGUCCUAUCGCACCGGUGAUGAGAAUACAGUCUCACAGAUAGAGCUACCUGGAGAGAAGACUCGGCAUUUACUGGAAAACUUGCAGCCUGACACCAUCUACCUUCUGCGUAUUGUUGCUGCCACCAGCGUAGGGUGGGGUGAGCAGUCUGCCUGGACAUCCCAUCGCACUCCGAAGGCAUCCAGUGCUCAAGUUCCUCUGGCUCCUGAGCUGCAUUUGGAGCCUUUAAACUGCACCACUAUUUUGGUGCGCUGGCAGCUGGCAUCCAGAAACUCAGCCGGCGUGCAGGGCUACAGACUCUUCUACCAUGAGGAGAGCCAGUCUGAGAGCGCCCCAGUUCAUCUGCGCUCCUCGUAUAACACGCACACCAUCGGAGGCCUCGACCCAAGGAAGAAGUACCACGUUAAACUUCUGGCCUAUAAUUUUGUUGGAGAUGGCUACCAGGCAGACCAGACUAUCAGCACCCCUGGAUGUGUCUCUGUUCGAGAUCGCCUGGUACCCCCUCCACCUCCUCCACACAAUGUAUAUGCCAAGACCAACAGUUCGACUGCUGUGUUUCUGCACUGGGGCCGACCGAUCUUCACCUCCAGCCAUGCAGUCAACUACACCAUCCGCUGCAACCCCAUAGGCCUGCAGAACGCCUCCCUGGUCCUGUACCUGCAAACAAGUGAGCAGCGCCUCCUGGUGCAAGAUCUGCAGCCCAAUACCAAGUAUGAAUUUGCUGUUCGCCUUCACAUUGACCAGCUGUCCAGCCCAUGGAGCCCUGUGGUCUAUCAGAGCACUUUCCCUCAAGCUCCCACACUGCCGCCUUCCAACGUGAAAGUGACUCUGAUUGAGGACGACACAGCGCUGGUUUCAUGGAAGCCCCCAGAUGAACCCAAUGUAGCUGUGACACAUUACACGAUCCUGUAUGCCUCCAGAAAGGCCUGGAUUGCUGGGAAAUGGCAAGAACUGCUAAGAGAAGGGAGCAUCACCAUGGCGCUGCUGGAGAACCUGAAGCCUGGGGAGGUUUACUUGGUGAAAAUUUCUGCAUCCAACGAAAUGGGUGACGGGCCGUUCUCUCACACGGUGGAGUUGACGGUACGAGCAGACCUUUCUUCUGGUCACGAUCCACGGCUCUCCCAUGGCUCCGCACACACCACAACCUUUUCUGAUGGUUUCUACCACCUCGACCAGAAGUCAAUGACCGGGAUCGCUGUGGGAGUCUGCAUCGCUCUGAUCUGCAUCAUCAUCUGCGCUUUCAUCCUUGUCUGCAGAGGCAAAAACAGGAAAUUUUCAUCAGUUAAAACGUACGGAGAAAGAGUGAGCACAUCUGGCUCGGCCGUAGGACGUCUGGGCUCUGAGCGACAAGCUGAGAAUGCUGAUGUGACCGUGCAAAUGAGUCAAAAUCAUUUCAUUGAUGCCAAGAACCUCGUUAUCAGUUCUCUUGGUCCUGUUCAGCCCAUUACUGAGAAGAAAAAGAAAUGGCUUUCCUUCAGCAAUAAUGUAAAGGGCAGUAAAGCAGCACAGAAUGUGAGCCAGGCCACUGCCUCCUACCAGCCAGGCACCAACGUGCUGACCUAUGAAGAGUUGGCCAUUUCUCCAGAGCAGCCCACCACCCUGCAGGCCGUGCUCAGGUGCGACACAGAGAGGUCUUCUAACAGCGAGGGCAGUCACACAACCAGCGACUCGGGUCGCUACUCUCACGACGAGAUGGAGAUGACCAACGUGUCCUCUGGUUCCUGCGGCUGCCCACCGUCUCAAACAGCGGCCAUGCUGAAGAGCUGAGCGAGCUGUUUGGGGAGUCAGGCUGGUCUGAGGUUAAUGGAGUCUUUUGAGAACAGCUGCUGUCAUCAUGAAGCCAAGAACAGCUCUCAGUCUGAGCCUUCUCUCUAAGUGUGUGGGCAUGUCCGUGAGUAUAUGUGCGUGAGUUUGUAUGUGUGCGCGUGUGUUUGUGAAUGCAACGUACUUGCAAAACAAAAGUUGCAGCUUCCAUUUUUAUUUAUUUACACUCCCAUCAGCAAAGGCACAGGAAACAGUUGGACCUUUAGGGAUGAACAUUUAUUCACGUUCUCACAGUGUAUUAGAUAAGAGGAUUAACACUACUCUACAAAUCAGUUAAAUAUGCGGCCGGUUAGCUUAGCUCAGCUAGUUUAGGACAGAUUGGGAGCAGAUGGAAACAGCUGGCCUGGCUCUGCCCCAAGGGAACAAAGUCUGCCUACCAGCAUCUCUAAAGUUUACUGUUAAAAUGUUGUAUUUCGUUGGUUUGAUUUGUGCAAAACCAGUGUGUAUUUUGUGGUUUUACAAGUGUUUCUUGGUUAUUUCCAGUCAUUGUGCUAAGCUAAGCUAAUGGGCUGUAGCUUCGUAUUAAACCAACAAAAAUGAGAAUGGUGGCAGUGUUUUUAUAACUCCUGCCAAGAAAGCGAAUUAGUGUAUUUGCCAUAAUGGUGAACAGUUCCCUUACAUGUGUAGCUCCAUGGAAAAUAAAAUGAGAAAUGACAAAAAAGGAGAGUUUAUGAGAACCAGUAACCUGGUUUAAAAAAAAAAAUGCUGCACAUUUCCUGUAACCUCGGCAGUGAAGAUAGGAUGGAUUGGACUAAAAUGCAUUGACAUAAACCUGCUGCAGUUGUUUGGUUGCAAGUAUGAAUGUCUGUGAGAGAGAGAGAGAGGUGUAAAGAAACAAAGAGAGAGACCUUUUCUUUUACUUUUAUCCUACUUUUU
Messenger RNA from Monopterus albus (swamp eel), 4775 nucleotides. RefSeq names its product protogenin homolog a (Gallus gallus) (gene prtga). The record is from RefSeq and is a predicted model, not a curated record. Gene Ontology annotation, molecular function: protein binding. Gene Ontology annotation, biological process: cell-cell adhesion. Lineage: Eukaryota; Metazoa; Chordata; Actinopteri; Synbranchiformes; Synbranchidae.